AUGCUGGCCCAAAGCAUUGAGGAGGCCGCAAAUGCGCUGCAAAGAUUCAUUGCUGCGAGAGGAGGCUCUAUACGAUCCAGCCAGCUUCAUGAAUUUCGGGAGCGCUACCCCUCACUGGCAAAGGUGAUUUACUCCAAGGGUACAUUACAGCAGUUCUGCCAGCAGCAUGCCACAUUUAUAGUGGAGGAAAGCGCAACAAUGCCUGGAUGUACCAUUCGGCUCAGGUCUGCUCAGCCGCACUUGGCACAACGGCUUUCUCAGGUUGCGGGCUCCGAGGGCGAAGGGUCCAUCAUCGCAGAUCUUGCAAGCUUCGUCCGAGAGAACGGCGGUACAGCUUCAUCAGAGCAAUUCGGGAGUUUUUACAGCAGGUAUCCAUCCCACCGCGCAUCGAUCCCCAACCUUCGAGCAUUCUGCGAGAGAUAUGCCCACCAUUUCAUUGUUUCGCAGGCCUGCAUUGCAGCAGUAGCCAUGAAAUGUCAAAAGUGUUCGACCUUGGUUUUGUAG
Molecule: messenger RNA, 504 nt
Organism: Symbiodinium pilosum
Lineage: Eukaryota; Dinophyceae; Suessiales; Symbiodiniaceae
Source: the annotation of a GenBank genome assembly